AUGUGCCUAAAUGGGAAUAUUUACAACUGUUUGGGUUCCAUCACAGGCUAUAGAAAGGCUGAAGACAGAACUGCACUCAAAGAAAAAAGCUCUGAGCUUUUAUCAUUCCUCACUGGCUCAAUCCCACCAGUUAUAUCUGUACUCAAAGAUGAUGAGCAAGCAGCUGAAUGUGGCUCCCCAGGGCUUCCGUUCUUGGCUCUGGCAUUACUCAUUCAUGGGUUAGCCCAUGCAAUGAGUAAAAGAUAUCAUGGGGGCAAUCCAGUAUUGACUCGUUGUGAUGUGAAGGAAUUUUACAAUUUUGGAUAUCAACCCGAGACAGAGUUUUUUGGUGGGAUACUUGGCAUAGUCUUUGAGAAUGGUACUGUCAAAGACCAACAGCUUCCUGAGAUUUCAUAUUUCACCCUCCUUUCUCCUGAGAAGAAGAUAUACAAGAUUGAUAUGGAUGAUGCAGCGACUUGGGAUAGUAGAGCGGAUGGAAAACUUGCCCCUUUUGAUUUUGACAGGCUCGAUGAGCGGAGCAUGACCGUUCCAGAUUUAUUUGCUCAAACGUGUACUGCUGUGAACACUUCAUAUGUGCCUGUCAAUAUUUGUCCCCAAUGGCAUCGUCCACACCUUGUUGAAAUCAGAAACUUGUAUGCAUUUCCUACCCAAGGCUGCAUGUGUCGCUAG
Guyanagaster necrorhizus is the source of this 669-nucleotide messenger RNA. RefSeq lists its product as uncharacterized. The record is from RefSeq and is a predicted model, not a curated record. Lineage: Eukaryota; Fungi; Basidiomycota; Agaricomycetes; Agaricales; Physalacriaceae. The transcript has 4 exons. The coding region runs from base 1 to 669 and encodes 222 amino acids.